AUUGUGAAGAAAGUUGUCCUGUUCCACCACCACAACCCCCUGCACCACAGCCUUUCAGAGUUGCUGGUUUUGAAGGUUACGCUUUUGUAAUGGUGGUAGUUUUUAUAGUCGGAUCUGGAAUAUUCCUUUUGGGUAUUUACGCUUGUAAGGAAGGAAAUGAACUGGGAAGCAAUAGAUUCAACUAUGAGCGAGAACAAUUCCAAGCAGACAUAGAUAAUAGAACAGAGGAUCGCCAAGUGGGUAUGAUCAAUGGACAGAGAUCUGACGAGUUGAGGGCUACACGUAAUUUGGGUGUUGCUGACCACCAUUCUUCCCAAGUGGCAUUAGGAGAGGGUGAAGAAAGCCCUCUCCAGUCUUCAAAACGAUCUAGUGUCACAUCAGAUGCUCACGAAAUGGAAACACGUUCUGUCAAUAGGACAACUGAUUAUGAUAAUCCAUCAUCAUUUAUUGAAAAACUGGGAGCAAAUACUGAAUCAUUACUUCAGAAAUCGUUUGAGAAAUGGGGAACCUUCUGUGCAGAGAAGCCAUGGCUGAUUUUAUUUUUAGGGGCCUGUUUUGUUAUAGGACUUGGUCAUGGAAUAAAAUAUGUUAAGGUGACCACAGAUCCUGUUGAAUUAUGGGCAUCUCCAGUAUCUCGAAGCCGCAUUGAAAAAGAAUUUUUUGACAGCCAUUUUGAGCCAUUUUAUCGCACAGAACAGCUUAUCAUUAAAGCUGUAGGACUUUCUAAUAUAUAUCACAACACUUCUGAUGGAAUCUUGACGUUUGGUCCUGUCUUCAAUGAUACUUUCCUCAAAGCUGUUCUGGAUUUACAGCAGAAAAUUGAAUCAAUUGGCGAGGGAACAUCUUACAGUUUUGACAAAAUUUGUUUUGCUCCUUUGAGGGCACAAGGAGAUACUGAAACUUCCGUGGAUGAGUGUACAGUGCAAAGUAUUUGGGGAUACUAUCAAAACGACAUUGAUACUUUUGAAGAAACUGGAGAAGAUCCACUUCAUUAUGAAACAAACUAUUUGGAUCGAUUUGUCAAAUGUGCUGCUAAUCCGUUUGAUCCCGUUGACUGUUUGGCACCAUAUGGGGGUCCGGUAGAUCCAGCCAUUGCACUGGGUGGAUUCCUUGAUCCAGGACAAAGUCUUGCUGAUAGCCCAAAUUACAAGAAUGCUUCAGUUGUCAUAUUAAGUUUCAUUGUCAACAACUACCACAAUAAAUCUCUGCUUUCACCAGCUUUAGAAUGGGAAAAGGAAUUUAUAGCCUUCAUGAAGAAUUGGACCAAUACUGAAAAACCUGAUUUCAUGGACAUUGCUUUCUUUUCAGAACGAUCUUUAGAAGAUGAACUAGAUCGUCAAGGUCAAUCCGAUAUUAUAACCAUUCUGAUAUCUUACAUGAUAAUGUUUGCUUACAUAGCGAUUGCGUUGGGACAAGUCAACAGCUGGUCUAGGUUGUUGAUAGAUAGCAAAAUAACUUUAGGUUUAGGAGGUAUCCUCAUUGUACUGUCUUCAGUUAUUUCAUCUGUUGGAAUAUUUUCUUUCAUUGGUAAACCAGCUACCUUGAUUAUAGUUGAGGUUAUUCCUUUCCUAGUUCUGGCUGUAGGAGUUGAUAAUAUAUUUAUCCUAGUCCAAACCCAUCAAAGAGAUAGCAGAAAACAAAAUGAAACUCAUUCACAGCACAUAGGGCGAAUUCUUGGACAAGUCGGACCGUCAAUGUUGCUUACCAGCCUCUCUGAAAGUUUUUGUUUCUUUCUUGGAGGUCUCUCCGAUAUGCCGGCUGUCAAAGCGUUUGCUCUAUAUGCCGGUAUGGCUCUAUUAAUUGACUUCAUACUUCAAGUAACUUGCUUUGUGAGUCUUUUGUCAUUGGAUACAAUUCGUCAACAGGGCAACCGAUACGAUGUUUGUUGCUUCAUCCAAGGAACAAAAAAAAGCGAGCCUAUCCCUGCCGGCCAGGAAGGUGGUCUCUAUACUUUCUUUAAAUCUGUGUAUGUUCCAUUCCUAAUGAAAAAAAAAGUGAGAUGUGUUGUAGUAGUGAUAUUUUUCGGAUGGCUGUGUUCUUCUUUUGCGGUGGUACCUCAUGUAGAAGUUGGUCUUGACAAAGAACUAUCUGUGCCAUUGGAUAGUUUCGUUUUGAAAUAUUUCCAAUAUCUGCAGGCUUACUUGAGUAUUGGGCCACCAGUCUAUUUUGUGGUGAAGGGCGGACUAGAUUACAGUCAGCCGGAAUCCCAAAAUUUGAUAUGUGCUGGACAAUUUUGUAAUUCAAAUUCAUUAGUGACCCAAAUAUAUAUUGCAAGUAAAAUACCUAAAACUAGUUACAUCGCAAGACCUAGCGACAGCUGGCUGGAUGACUACUUCGACUGGAGUGCAAGUCCUGAAUGCUGCAAAUAUCGGAAGAAAGAUCAUGGAUUCUGCCCACAUGAUGGAUCUGUUUCACAAUGUGCCUCAUGCAACCUUACCAUGCGUGCAGACAACCACAGACCAAAUUCAGAAGACUUCGAACGAUAUGUUUCUUUCUUCCUACUCGAUAAUCCAGAUGACACAUGCCCUAAAGGAGGUCAUGCAGCCUACAGUCAAGGAGUUACCUUCAACAUCAAUUCCACCACGCACCUUUCCGAGGUAGAAGCAACAUAUUUCAGAGCCUUCCAUGAUGUUCUCAGGACUUCCGCAGAUUUUUAUGAAAGUAUGAGAGCUGCACGGAAAGUAGCAGCAAACAUCACAAGGACAGUUGGAGUUGAAGUUUUUCCCUACUCGAUAUUUUAUGUGUUUUAUGAGCAGUACUUGACCAUGUGGAGGGACACCUUAUUCAGCAUAGUAAUGGGUCUUGCUAGUGUGUUUGUAGUAACAUUUCUUCUGAUGGGAUUGGAUAUAUUCUCAAGUUUUGUGGUGGUCGUUACCAUAACAACGAUCAUAAUAAAUCUCUGCGGCCUUUUGUACUGGUGGAAUAUACCGCUGAAUGCCAUAUCGCUCGUAAAUCUAGUGAUGGCAGUCGGAAUAUCCGUGGAAUUCUGUUCUCAUUUAGUGCACAGUUUCUCAAUGUCCGUUAUGCCUAGUCGAAUAGAGAGGGCAGCAGAUGCUCUGACCAAGAUGGGCAGUUCAAUAUUCUCAGGAAUCACCCUUACGAAAUUUGGAGGAAUCAUUGUUCUGUACUUUGCAAAAUCGCAAAUAUUCCAAAUUUUCUACUUCAGGAUGUACUUGGGAAUUGUGGUGUAUGGAGCAGCUCAUGGACUCAUUUUCUUACCUGUACUGCUCAGUUUUAUAGGGUCGCCCAUGAAUAAAGAGAAAUUGGCCAAACACAGGAAGUUAAAUGGCGAUUACCAGGAAACCAAUUUUGGCAGAGCGUGAUGCAGAACAGACGUAGAUUUGUCCACCAACCACAUCUGUAUGGACCAGAAGAAUCAACAGUGGUGUCACCUCUGCUGCCAUCCACAUCGCGUUAUAGCUAUGAUGCUAUAAAUUCAGUGACAUGAACGUCAAUCCAAAAAUUAAAAAGUUCUGGUGUGAUAUUAAUCUGUUUUGUUAUGGGUGUACUGUGUAAACAAUAAUUAAGUAUGUGCCGGUGUUUUGUAUUCAUUGUCCAUACAGAUUUUCACAUGUUUUCAUAUCAAUGCUAUAGUAAAAUUUUUAGAUGAAGUAUUGAACCAAAGUAUUUCUAGUAAAGUGGAGUGUAACUCACUAUUUUAUUAUUUUGAAUUGAAUCGAUAGUAUAGCAGUAUUGUCGCUGGCUAUUUGGUACAAGUGUUCAGUUCAAGUAUUGAAUUUCUGUUGAUUAUACUCGAGGAAUUAACUACUUAUUUUUCAAUUUUUUUUAUCAGAACUGACACAAAUCAUCAAAUAGUCAGUUAAUACAAAGAGCGGGUGUAAAAAAAUCAAUCAGACACUCAUUGUCACUGAACUUUGUAAAUUAAUUUUUGGACUUCAUACCUACAAAUUACGUCUUAAAUCUGGCCGUUGUACUAUCACUACUUAUUUUGCCAUUCUCCCAUUCCUUCAGGUCAUUACUGACGAAUUUGUGAUUUUAAAACAUGCAUAGUUAUGAUGUUGUGAUGGAUCGCCUUCUCAUUUCUGAAAAUGUAGCUUUAAUACUUAUUCUCUGUUAAAUAUUUUUUCAUUUGCUGUUGGCAGUCAGCAGUCAUAUCAUCAAAUAUGAGCCAUAACAAUUUUUUUAUGUCACAAGCUCUUUCGUUUCGAAUACAAUAACACAAGUUAUAUUUCCGAAUGCAUAUAUAUUAUUAAUACCAAUUUUGUUUCAUUAAUGAUAAAUAUAUUUGCUGCCCAAAUCCACAAAAACGACAAAUAGAAACAACUUAAUAAACAAUGAAGAAAGCAUUGUAAGAAAUAUGCAUGAAAAUCUGCAACUUUUUCUUUGAAGAUUUUUGUAACAAUGGUAAAAUAAAAAAAUCUACAGGGGAUCUGAUUGAAAAUUGGCAAUGAUUUUCCCUAUGCUUCUUGAUUUUCAUUCAGAUACCUGAGUAUUGAAAAGAUUGCGCCUUUUCCAAAGUUCACCACGUUUUUAUAUUUGAAUUAGUGAUCGGGAGUGCUGGUAAUGGAUAACGUGAGCUUUAUUUGUUUUAUAUUUAUAAGAUUAUUGUAUCAGCUUUAUUUAUUAUAAAAAUAAAAAUGUACUAUUUU
Messenger RNA from Leptinotarsa decemlineata (Colorado potato beetle), 4610 nucleotides. Its product is annotated as NPC intracellular cholesterol transporter 1. Gene Ontology annotation, biological process: intestinal cholesterol absorption; sterol transport; cholesterol homeostasis. Gene Ontology annotation, molecular function: lipid carrier activity; cholesterol binding. Gene Ontology annotation, cellular component: plasma membrane. NCBI's taxonomy places the organism in Eukaryota, Metazoa, Arthropoda, Insecta, Coleoptera, Chrysomelidae. The record is from RefSeq and is a predicted model, not a curated record.